AUGGUAUCGCUGAGGGCUUCAUUAUCCCGUAAGACCAGUAAGUCUUCUCCAUCCCAGGUGCGGCUGCUGGCAUCCCAGGUAGAUGGGACACGUCUGUGGGAAACUCACCUUAGGCCCAUCCUCAGCCAGGCCGUACGCCAGGCCACCUUCUCCAACAUCAUCACGACCCUUGACCCCGGGACCCCUCGCAGGCUGCUGCUGACCUACCACUACGACUCCAAAGUCCUGCCCCCGGACACCCGCGUCCCAGAGAGGGUGUUCCUGGGGGCCAGCGACUCAGCAGUGCCAUGUGCCAUGAUCCUGGAGCUGGCUUCUGCUUUGGACACCCAGCUCAAAGCUCUCAAUCAGCGGGUACCGUCAUCUACUGUAACCCUCCAGCGAGUGUUUUUUGAUGGAGAGGAGUCAUUUGAGGAGUGGACAGCCACAGACUCUCUGCGGAUCAAUGCACCUGGCAGAGCGCAUGACACACACACCAACCUGCUGCAGGCUGUGGACCUAUUUGUUCUACUGGACCUGCUUGGUGGUCCAGACCCUUUGAUUGUAAAUCACUUUGACAACACUGCCCGCUGGUUUGACUGUCUGCAGAAGAGGCUGCACAGGCAGGGUCUGUUGACCUCUCACCCCUCUGAGCAGACCUACUUCAGGAAGGACGUGUACCUGGGCCCUGUGCAGGAAGACCACAUCCCCUUCCUACAUAAAGGUGUACCUGUGUUUCAUGACAUUGCCACCCCAUUCCCCCUGUUCUGGCACACGCUGGAUGGCACUGAGGAGAACCUCACCAAGGUUCUGGCUGUGUUCCUGGCUGAGUACCUGGGCUUCUAA
Messenger RNA from Coregonus clupeaformis (lake whitefish), 822 nucleotides. RefSeq names its product glutaminyl-peptide cyclotransferase-like protein. The transcript is spliced from 7 exons. Bases 1 to 822 code for a protein of 273 amino acids. Gene Ontology annotation, molecular function: glutaminyl-peptide cyclotransferase activity; zinc ion binding. The record is from RefSeq and is a predicted model, not a curated record. NCBI's taxonomy places the organism in Eukaryota, Metazoa, Chordata, Actinopteri, Salmoniformes, Salmonidae.